This is a messenger RNA of Plasmodium vinckei vinckei, 1413 nucleotides long. Its product is annotated as endoplasmic reticulum oxidoreductin, putative. The record is from RefSeq and is a predicted model, not a curated record. The transcript has 5 exons. Gene Ontology annotation, biological process: protein folding in endoplasmic reticulum. Gene Ontology annotation, cellular component: endoplasmic reticulum; endoplasmic reticulum membrane. Gene Ontology annotation, molecular function: FAD binding; protein-disulfide reductase activity; thiol oxidase activity. Lineage: Eukaryota; Apicomplexa; Aconoidasida; Haemosporida; Plasmodiidae. Bases 1 to 1413 code for a protein of 470 amino acids.
AUGAAGAUUUAUUUAAUUUCAUAUGUCGUCCCUCUUAUGGUAUUUUUAUUAUAUACCUUGUUAAAGGAUCAAAGGGGGUUCUCACAAUAUAACGAUUACUUAAUUUCAAAAAUAAAUGAUGCAUUAUUAUAUUUUAAUAUAUAUGAAAUAAAAUUCCCAGAUAGUUAUAAAAAUAAUGAAAAAAUUUUAGGAUUACAUAUUCAGGACAUUGAAGAAGAUUCACGUGUAGCAUAUGAAAUAUUAAAAGAAUUAACACAAAAAAAUUAUUUUCGAAUAUUUAAAGUUAAUUUACAUAUUCCAUGUAAACUUCAAAAAAUCAGUGAAAAAUGUAAUGAAAAAACAAAAUGUAGUGUUUGUGAAUGUACCGAAGAUGAAAUACCUUACAAUUUUAGAACAAAUGAAGUUGAAAUUAUACAUGAUCAAUAUGCUCAAGAAGAUUUAAAACAAACUUUUAUAGCUAGUAAAUUAUAUAAAGAUAUAUUAGGAACUUAUGAUCCUUCUGAUGAAGGCUUUUUAUCUUAUGUUGAUUUGAUUUAUAACUCUCCUUCUUAUACUGCCUAUGAAGGGAAAAGCAUAUGGAAUCGAAUAUAUUUAGAGAAUUGCUUUCAAGAUGGUGAAAACAAUACAUGCACAGAGAUGAACAAUUUUUAUAAAAUUAUAUCAGGAAUGCAAUCAUGUAUUGCAGCUCUAUCUUCAGAAUAUUAUUACUUGAAAAACGAUUUUGUUUUUGGUGAUAUACAUACUGAUAAUACAAUUAAAAAUCAUUAUAUUAAAAAAAUAGACUAUGAUUAUAAUAUAUCAUUUUUUAAAGAAAAAUUAGCUUUAUAUCCUGAUCGGAUUGAAAACUUAUAUUUUACUUUUGCCAUAUUGUUACGAGCUUUAUGUCGAUUGAAACCUCUUUUUAGCCAAUGUAAAUGCAAUUCAGGCAUUAAAGAAAACGACAAGAGUGCAUUCAACCUUUUAAAUGAAUUUCUCGGGAAACAUUAUCAUUCAUGUUCUUCAGAGGAAUUCCUUGAACCAAUAUUUCCAAAUCAUGGAAAAGAAAUCUUAUCAAAAUUUAUAAAUAUAACAAGCAUCUUAGAUUGUGUUCCUUGCAUUAAAUGCAAACUUCACGGAAAAUUAAAAACAACAGCUUUACAAAUAGCUUUAGUGGAAGGAGUAGGUCACGAGCAUAUUGGCUCCCUUGAAAGAAAUGAAGCAACUGCUUUAAUAAAUGCUAUAUACCAUUUUGCUGAUGCGAUCUUAAUUAUCAAAAAGUUUGAAGAGCGACUGAAAUUGAAGAAAACGCUAUUUAUAUUUUAUGUAGUAUCCGUUACGCUGUUCAUACUUUUAGUAUUGCUCUCCGUUAUCUAUAUAACCCUAAGAGCUCGCGAGAAAAAACAAAAAGUUAAAUCAGCAAAAAAAAAUCCAUAA